UUGUGAAAGGAGCCCAGUAGAAACCAUUCCAGAAGUUUCCAGUGUUAAUUUAAGUUGAUAGAUUGAAACAUAAUUUACAGUUUUAUCUUCCUUUGUCUUGCUCGUGUUGUCAACUCAGCAGAUUUUUGACUCUGAAGGCGUGAAUGUCAAACUUUACAUGGUGAAAAGAUCAUGUAUAAAAGUGUAUGAAAUGAAAUUUAUAAGAGUGUGUAAAAGAGAGAACCAGUGAAACAGCAGGGACAAUUCCAGCCAGUCAGAGAGGAGAUCACAGUGGACUUUGAGUCGAAGGAAUUCAUUCAUGCUGCCAUUUCACAGAGUAUAAAAAAAAAACUGUGUGUGUGUGUGCAUACCCACAAUAACCAUCAAAUCAGCUGAGCCGUAAAGUGUGUGACGUGUGUUCAGGGUUCCAGUGUGAAAGUACAAACUCUGCAGACGGGCAGACGGGGAGAGAGCGUCCCGGCUGCGAAAGGCUCGCCCAGCGCUGGACGUGAUGGAGAGGCUGCUGAAGAAGUGUCAGAUCCGCAGCCAGCUGGUCAGAGAGUGUCUGGCUGAAUGUCUCGGCGUCUACGUCCUGAUCCUGUUCGGAUGUGGCUCCGUGGCUCAGGUGGUCACCACCCGGGACACUAAGGGCCAGUACCUGUCCAUCAACCUGGGCUUCGCUCUGGGGGUCACAUUCGGGGUCUUCGUCUCUCGAGGAGUCUCAGGAGCUCAUCUGAACCCCGCCGUGUCUCUGAGUCUGUGCGUUCUGGGGAAGCAUCCCUGGAAGAAGCUCCCCUUCUACACCUUCUUCCAGGUGCUGGGAGCGUUCCUGGCUGCAGCCACCGUCUGCCUGCAGUACUACGACGCCAUCCAGACGUUCAGCGGAGGGAAGCUGGAGGUGACGGGUCCCAACGCCACCGCCGGGAUCUUCUGCACCUACCCGGCAGACUACCUGAGCGUGUGGGGGGGCAUCGUGGACCAGGUAUCAGAUCGGCGUCUCAGUGUAAACCCUGAUCCGGAUGGAGGAUGGAUACUCUCCCUCGGCCUGCAGGUGAUCGGCACGGCGGCGCUGCUGCUGUGCGUUCUGGCGCUGGGGGACCGCAGGAACACCCCCGUCCCCGACGCCCUGCAGCCGGUCCUGGUGGGGGCGGCCGUGCUGGUCAUCGGCAUCUCCAUGGGCAGCAACAGCGGCUACGCCCUGAACCCCGCCCGGGACUUCGGGCCCCGGCUGUUCACCUACAUCGCCGGCUGGGGGCCGGACGUGUUCAGGGCCGGAGGCGGCUGGUGGUGGGUGCCCAUCGUGGCCCCCUGCCUGGGGGCCCUGCUGGGCUGCCUGGUGUACCAGCUGAUGGUGGAGGCGCACCACCCGCCUCCCCCGGCGGAGCGGCAGGACGGCCGCCAGGAGGACGUGGAGGGGAAAGCAGACGUGGAGAUGGAGUGACUGGAAGCAGAAGGAGAGGAAAACGGAAACGGACUGAAGUCAGUCUGAAGGUCUGAGCCGAGGAAAACACACUGUGAACUGAAAGACUGACGCACUGCAUGGACUGUGUGUGUGUGUGUGUGUGUGUGUGUGUUUGUGUGUGUGUGAGCUGUAUCCGGUCAGUGUUGCUGUGAUUAUGAGGAGCAGGCAGAGUUAUGAUUUUUACAAACUAACCCGAUGUUUAA
Messenger RNA from Salarias fasciatus (jewelled blenny), 1644 nucleotides. RefSeq names its product aquaporin 10b (gene aqp10b). NCBI's taxonomy places the organism in Eukaryota, Metazoa, Chordata, Actinopteri, Blenniiformes, Blenniidae. Gene Ontology annotation, biological process: glycerol transmembrane transport; water transport. Gene Ontology annotation, cellular component: basolateral plasma membrane; plasma membrane. The transcript is spliced from 5 exons. The record is from RefSeq and is a predicted model, not a curated record. Gene Ontology annotation, molecular function: water channel activity; urea transmembrane transporter activity; glycerol channel activity. The coding region runs from base 491 to 1420 and encodes 309 amino acids.